Molecule: messenger RNA, 414 nt
Organism: Iphiclides podalirius (scarce swallowtail)
Lineage: Eukaryota; Metazoa; Arthropoda; Insecta; Lepidoptera; Papilionidae
Source: the annotation of a GenBank genome assembly
AUGGCGCGACGCGGCGUAUCGGGUGACCUCGCACGGAGGCUGGCAACCCGACACUGGUUUGAGCGCAUCUUUUUUCUCAAACGGCGUGAGCCGAACUUACACCGCCAGUUCCUUAAUCUAAUCCCGUGGAAAAGGAGUAAUUACGAUUGCUCGAACAAUCGAGGAUCGACGUACGUCAUAGCUCGUCAGCACCUGCCCGAUCGAGUGGAUCAAAAGCCCGCAAACUACUUGCAUGUGGCUGUCUCUGGACGCGACCCUCGCCGGGCGUGGGGUGUAGCGGUGGGCGUGCCCCAUCCCCACCCACCCCACCCUCAACCUCACCCUCCCCUCGCCCCGAGACGCGACGGAAGCGUGUCGGGUUGCCACUUCCUCCUCGUGGCCGCCAUUUGUUGCUUCGUUGUCAAUGCAUGCCGC